Lagopus leucura (white-tailed ptarmigan) is the source of this 1496-nucleotide messenger RNA. It is a transcript of the gene TACSTD2, whose product is annotated as tumor associated calcium signal transducer 2. The transcript has a single exon. The record is from RefSeq and is a predicted model, not a curated record. Lineage: Eukaryota; Metazoa; Chordata; Aves; Galliformes; Phasianidae. The coding region runs from base 200 to 1108 and encodes 302 amino acids. Gene Ontology annotation, cellular component: membrane.
GAAAUAAUAGAUGAAAGCGCAGCUCCUCUGGCAUCUGGGCAUGAGAGACCAGUUGUUUUAGAAGAACUUGUUUGUCAGAUCUGAUUGUACUUUGAAGAAAGGAGCUGCACAACAGCGUGUAGAAACAAGUCCCCUAGCAGAUACAAGCUCCAGACAACGCUUGCUGCCACUUCCAGCUGUACCCACACGUACCUGCACUAUGGAGCCUCUGCUUGGGGUUACGCUGGGUUUGAUUCUGAUGGUAGCUUCAUCGGCACGGAGCUGUACCUGCGUGACCAAUAAGUGGACAGUAUGCGACCAGGAUGCAUCUGACAACUGCACCUGCAGGCUGGUAGGUUCAGAUCAUACAGUAGAUUGUUCGACGCUGACUUCAAAAUGCUUGCUGAUGAAGGCAGAAAUGUCUGUCCUGAAGCUCUCCUACAGACCUCGGGUUAAGCUGCUGGAUGGUGGCAUUUACGAUCCAGACUGCGAGGACAGCGGUAUCUUCAAAGCCAGACAGUGUGACGAAGCUGGAACUUGCUGGUGCGUGAACACAGCUGGAAUAAGAAGAACUGGAAAAGGUGACAAAAAUUUGAUAUGCAAUGAAGUGAUAAGAACAAACUGGGUCGACAUCGAACUGAAGCACAAAGAAACAUCCCAUUACUUCGAAGCUCUUGAUGUAGCAGAAGCCCUGACACGUCUGUUUGAGAACCGGUACAAACUGCGACCCAAAUACAUCGCAGCUGUGAAGUACGAUUCCCCAUUUAUCCAAAUCCACCUAAAACAGAAUAACUUGAAGCAGCGGGACGUAGAUAUAGUUGAUGUAGCCUAUUACUUGGAAAAAGACAUAACAGGGGACUCUGUGUUUCAUUCUGACAGCACAUUUCUUGUCUCUGUUAAUGGGAAAGAUCUGGCUAUUGAAAAUAUACGCAUUUACUACGUUGAUGAAAAGCCACCAGUGUUUAGCAUGAAGCAACUGCUUGUUGAUAUCAGUGCUGUGGUGGCAGUGGCAAUACUGCCUGCUGGUUUUGUCACUAUUUUGGUGAUUGUUCUGUGCCAGAGAAGAAAAUACAGAAAAAUUAAGAUCGAAAAGAUGAGUGAAACAGAAGGACAAAUUCUAGAGCUCUAAUCUGACAGAAAGAAUCAAACUGCAACUUCAGCAACCAGGCAGAGGUGGGAAGGGCAAAAUAAGAAGAAUGAACAGACUUUGUGUAAUGUGGAUGGAUUUGGAGUUGUCUCCCAUUUUGUAGGAAUUGACAAAGCACUCAUUUUGAAUUAUUCUACUAGAAAAAACAACUUUUCCUUGGGUAUAAAUUAAACUAGGAGUUGGUAACUGAAGUCUGGGACCAAAAGUCUCAGUUCGGAAGCUACACAAAGUGUAAUUGAUAUUUUGUGCCAAUAUAGCAUACGUGCACUUGUACCGCAGACUUCGUUCGCUUGCUUAAUAUUUAAGCCAAGGUUCCUCGUGUGUUUGCUUAGAGCAAAAUAAUAACAGCAAUAAAAAUGUUUUAAAAGUC